Molecule: messenger RNA, 1197 nt
Organism: Bradysia coprophila
Lineage: Eukaryota; Metazoa; Arthropoda; Insecta; Diptera; Sciaridae
Product: choline kinase alpha-like
Biological process (GO): phosphatidylethanolamine biosynthetic process; CDP-choline pathway
Cellular component (GO): cytoplasm
Molecular function (GO): choline kinase activity; ethanolamine kinase activity
Source: RefSeq, a predicted model, not a curated record
CUGUUGAAUUCCAUCCUACUGCCCCACUCAAUUCAAAUGGAUAUCGAUAAAGCUCGUGCCUUGGAGUUGGCAGUUUCAUUUGUUUCCGAUCAGUGGAAUUCAUUGAGUGAAGACGACAUUUCAGUCAACAUAUUUAGUGGUGGUUACAGUGCUCGAUUGUACUCUGUUGAAGAUAUUUCGGAAACAUCCAACACCAAUCCGAUCAAAAAAUUCCUAGUCAGACUAUACGGAGGCAAAUUAGUCGACAAGGAUGACAUUGCCAAAUCUGGCAAAUGCGAAGCAAGUGAAGGCAUUGUGUUCUACGCAAACGGUAUCCAAGGUCUCGGGCCAAAACUGUUCGGAGUUUUCGAUGGAGGACGAGUUGAAGAAUUUAUACCAUCACAUCGACUCACCGAAGCUGACCUAGUUGACGACAAUAUCUCAUUGGAAUUGGUGCGUAAGCUUGCCCGUUUCCAUGCUCUUCAAUUACCAUUGUCGAAGCAAAAUCGAGACCUACUCUCGAUGGCGGCAAGCUAUCAAGGCGAAUACAUCAAAGAGAAUAUAGUGAAAUUAGCGAAGCGCGUCGGCAUCGAUCCAGAUGAAUUAUUGUGUCUGGAUGAGGAUUGUGUGUCUGAGAACGAUUUUCUUCGUAGUUUUGAGUCAAAGGUCGGUGGUCGGCAGGUUCUUUGUCACGGAGAUCUCAACAAAAACAAUAUUUUAGUUCGAGACACACCCGAUCAAUUCGAUGAACGUGUUAUGUUGAUCGACUAUGAAGGUGCGGGUACAGAUUAUCGUGGCUGCGACUUGGGAGCACUCUUAGUAUGUAAAAUGCUUGAAAUGAAAGAAGACGGAGCCUUUCACAUAGUCUGCGAAUGGCCUGAUGAGAAGUAUCGUCGCAUGAUUUUGACGGAGUAUUUGAAUGAGACGAAAAAAUUGAAUUACUUUGAAUUCGACGCGAAUGGGCUGGAUUCUGUUGAUCAUUUGUUGAUGGAAGUGGACUUCUUUGUGAUGUAUACGCUACAAUUGUUCAAAGGGUUCUUCAAGAAGAUGCCAAACAAUGAAUUCUUCCACCAACAACCAGACGUGAUGAUUAAGAGCUGGCUUAAAUUUAUUUUGGUGAUUGCUAAAAUGUAUGGAACUCACAAAGCGAAUUUCAUAGAGAGGUACAGCAAAGUCAUUUAGGACGAGAUCGAAUUCACCAGCAAUAUAAAUUUAAUA